AUGUGUGCUGCCACUUCCAGAGCCAACAAGGCCGAGAAACCCCACAUUCCUGAAAUAAACUGGUCAGUAAAUAAUUCCGCCGCCAUCUGGACCCUUCUGGCCAAGAUUGAGAAGAGUGAAAACUAUCACGUUCUUUAUGGGAAAAAGGAUGUGGCCAAGAAUACAAGUGGUGAAAUGAAGGUUGCUGUGUAUGCCAGGAUUGCCAAAGCUGUCCUCCUGGAACUGUUUUCUCUUAACCCCAACAUAGUUCACAACCAUAUCAAGAGCAAGCUUGAGAGCCUUAAGAAUGUAUACAAGAAACACUCAAAGCAGCUCUGUUGGACUGGUGAAGGUGUUCAGGAAAAUGAGGAUGGCUCACAGGGUAGUAAAGAAACACUGUCCUUCUACAUCAUGGAGGAAAUCAAAGUGGAUUUUCCCUUCUUCCCCACCCUUCACUGUAUCUGGGCCUCCUGUCCAAUCGUCAUCACCACAGCUCUUGGCCCACAGGAUUCAAAGACAGUCUGGUACCAGCCACCUGACGACAACAACAGUUGUACUAACGAUAACAGUAACAUUGACCCCCAGUUGCUAAAUGACACUGUCGCUACAGUGGCACCACAUGAGAACCUUGCAGCCCAGAAGGCUCAAAAUCAAAGCCAUAUCAACCUUGAGCUGCAUAAGCAGAUUAUUGAUGAGGUAAAGAUGGGCUUGUGGACCAUUGAACAAGCUCAGGAGAAGAUUGAGGCUAUCAAGAAUGACAGUUCCCCUCACCCUGUGAAACAUCAGAAAAAGGUUGUUUGA
Molecule: messenger RNA, 780 nt
Organism: Laccaria bicolor S238N-H82
Lineage: Eukaryota; Fungi; Basidiomycota; Agaricomycetes; Agaricales; Hydnangiaceae
Exons: 5
Coding region: 1-780 (259 amino acids)
Source: RefSeq, a predicted model, not a curated record